Molecule: messenger RNA, 552 nt
Organism: Culex quinquefasciatus (southern house mosquito)
Lineage: Eukaryota; Metazoa; Arthropoda; Insecta; Diptera; Culicidae
Exons: 2
Coding region: 1-552 (183 amino acids)
Source: RefSeq, a predicted model, not a curated record
AUGGUUCGCUCCACCGUCGUCGUCGUCGCUAUCCAGCUUCUAGCCGUCACCAGCGCCGUCACCGCCAUCGAGGCCAUGUUCGAAGGGUUCAACAAGUGCGAACCCAACGGCAUCCUGGAGUGCCGGCUGCGGGUGCGCAAGAUCAACCGUACGACGGCGGCCCUGUUCGGCACGAUCGACCUGAAGGUCGAGAUGAGUGACCACAUCGAGACCGCCAUCGAAGCGUUUCACAGCCCGCUGGGCAACAACCAGUUCAACAAGUACCCCAUGAAGAUCGGCCCGGUCGGGAUGUGUCAGUUUGUGGCGGUGUACUGGGCGGAUUACUACUCGUACAUGGCCCGGUACAUUGAGAACCUGCUGGAGCCGGGCGUGUGCCCCAUCGGGGCACGGUUGAUCUCGUUCAACGAUAUGAUCCUGGACGGGAAGAUGCUGCCCCAGGUGGUGCCGACGGGGCUGUGGAAGCUGCUGUGGCGCGGUCGCGAUACGAACAACCCGGAGGUGGCGUUCGAGCUGGAGUUUGUGGCGAAAAUUUACGUCGAUGGGUUUUUGUAA